AUGCAUUUGAGCAGCUUCUCGCUGCUUGCUCUGGGAGCAGCAAGCGCUAAUGCCUUCCGUGACACUUCGCCCUUCUUCCUUGCAUCGACCUCUGAGAUCCUCUCUACUUCGUCCCAACUCAAAUCCGCUCCCUCCUUGCUAGAUGACCUUUCCUCGAAGCUUAGCUCGUGUCCCUCCGACUAUUAUGUCAUUGCCUCCCAACCCGGUGUUCAUAGCACCGAUUUCUCGACUCGCAAGUCUGCUCCCCGCCUGGGCGCGAAGAUGACGGGAAAGGAUAAGACUAUCCGGUCGACUGCGACAGUCAACGAAGUUGUUGGUGUGCUUGAAGCGAAGCAGAUCCAAAGCAUUAUCGAAAAGGAAUGUGGGGCGCAAACUACUGCUAUUGAUGGUUCCUCUGGCUCUUAUCCAUCUGACUUUGGCCCCGACCCCCGAGUCCUUUUUAUUGAUUUCCCUGUGCUCCCCCUGGGGAAGGAGAGGGCUCAGCAACUUUCUGAUAAUGACGGCCUACUUUCUGAUAUUAUUGAACGAAUUCCUUCGUCGAAGAAGUACACCCUUCUCUAUGUAACAUCGCCGAGGGAAUUUGGAGAGUCCGAUUCGGGUAUCUAUCAAUCUGAAACUGAUCCCUACCAAGAUCCCGUCCACAUGGACUUGAAGCGAGACUUUGCGGCGCAUAGCCGUCGUUCGGAGCCUGCAUCUAACAAGUCACUCUUCCAGGAGUAUCAAUACUUCACACCAGGCCUCUUCAUGGGACUCAUGGCAACAUUUGUCUUCAUUAUGAUCUUGUAUGUCGGUUUCAGCGCCCUUGCCAGUCUCGAAGUUCCUUACGCCGCUUUUGAAAAAGACACGUCCGCCAGUGUGCAGAAGAAGCAGCAGUGA
Molecule: messenger RNA, 876 nt
Organism: Aspergillus nomiae NRRL 13137
Lineage: Eukaryota; Fungi; Ascomycota; Eurotiomycetes; Eurotiales; Aspergillaceae
Product: Ac45/VOA1 transmembrane domain-containing protein
Exons: 5
Coding region: 1-876 (291 amino acids)
Biological process (GO): fungal-type cell wall biogenesis; (1->6)-beta-D-glucan biosynthetic process
Cellular component (GO): endoplasmic reticulum membrane
Source: RefSeq, a predicted model, not a curated record